Phytomonas sp. Hart1 is the source of this 3105-nucleotide messenger RNA. Lineage: Eukaryota; Euglenozoa; Kinetoplastea; Trypanosomatida; Trypanosomatidae. The record is from the annotation of a GenBank genome assembly.
AUGGCAAAGCCUUCUCAAAAAGGUAAGAAGGUUGGGGCGUCAGAUACAUCGACAUCGAAGCUUAAAAACUCUAAAGCUAGUGAACCGAUAGCUCCCAAAAGUGGAAAACAGUCUAGUGCCAAAAGUUCUGUGUCUAAAGUCUCUACAAAAGAACAAUUAUCAAGCACGCCAUGUAGCACUCCAUUAAUCGUCUGCACACGGAAGCGAUCUCUAGAAAAACACCAACCAAGUACCACUGACAAUCAUGAUAGUGAAAACCUCACAACCGACUCUCCAGUUCCAGAGCCAACGCAGGUUUGCGAAGAGGUUAAUUGCAAGAGGCCGAAAAACAGUGUCGCUUCUGAGGCUCAAGACCCCCUCAUCGACGUUACGGAUCGUCCGUGUGGUUUAGCGAGUCCGGGGGAUCUAACCCGGACACCGGAGCUUUCCCCCUUUUUGCGAACCACCACCUACGACUUUCGAUUUUCCGAUGCCGAGCUCAGGAGUUUUUUAUUGGACGCCACCUCCUUUCUCUGUUAUUUGUGGUGUCGUGUGACCACGCAUAUCACGCUUCAGGUACCCAAUAGUGCCGCCUUUCUUAGUGUGGGCGAACGGGGCCGGAUGGUAGAUUCGACCGCGCUAUCAAGUACUGCGGCUAACGAAGAGAACGAAGGGGCUUAUGGGGAAGGUUCGGAAACGAUUUUCGACUGGAAGGCGCUUCUAAUGGAUAGUAGUAAGGUGCAUGAGGAAGUCUACCGCACCGUCCGUAGCACCAUCGCGGCGUCCUGUGCACUAAGCCACCGGUCUUGCCAAGCUCUGUGGGGUCCGUGCGGCUCCGGUAAGCACCGCAUCGUUCGCUUGGUCACUGAGGAGUGCUCAAAGCAGGCUAACACCUUCGUGAUUCAGCUGCAUGGUAAACUUUUGCGAGGCGAUGAGGCAGCGAUCAGGGUCAUUGCACAACAGAUGCUAGAUUUCUUGAAGUCGCCGCACUCGGAGGCAGUGCGCCGCGCAGACUGGUCCAUUCGGACUGGGACUUUUGACUUUGGUCAGUUAUUCCACUUUGAAAAGGAGUUGGCAAUGGAGCCAACAACUCACACACAUCACGGUGGUGCCGAUCCAAUGUCUGGAGAAGGUCAUCUUUCCAACGGCGGCGAGCACGUUAGAGAUGGAGCCUUGGGACCCCAGGAGGGCGAUCAAGGAGGUAGAAGACGUGGCUUUGCGCCUGCCGCUGCUGUGAUGGGUGGGACUUCCAAUCGAGCUAUGGAGGCUGAGAAACCUUGGCUGUCAACCGCAGGACGGGGUGCCAUUAAGAAUACAAAGCACAUUUCGAACCAAGACGGCCCUUCGGUCCUGAACAACGAUGCUGAGUUUGAUUCCAGCAAUGAUGAGGAUGACGACGGCGGUGGAUAUCCUUUCAUUACAUCGACCACCACGUACCUUAGCGGUGGGGCGGCGAGUGCGCUGCCGCACCUUCAGCGCGCCCUCCUUCUUUUGAAGCACCAUGGGACCAAUCUGGUGGUUUGUUUACGCCAUGCCGAUCAGUUUAGUGUGUGGUGUGAUCGUCUACUCUACGUUCUUUCAGGUCUUAUGCACGAGAGCGAUGGCCAGGGCGGGGGGAUGUCGCUGCUGUUGACCAGUUCCGCCUCGGAUGUACGGCAGAUGGAAAAGCGGCUGUCCAGUCGACUGACCUGCAUAACAUGUUAUGUGCCCUUGUUGACGUGGACUCCCGCGACGCUGCUUCGCGCGGUUAUUUCGAUUCUCGUCGAUUGGUGUGAAUGGAAGCUCGACGAAAUCGGACUACGGCAGGACGAGGAAGCACACCGGCGUCAAAUGCAAAACCAGCCAGAUGAAAUGGAUAAAGAUAAGGCGAAAAUUGCGAAUCAGCACCCUUGUAAGGGUAGCGCCAACAAUGUUAACUCCAAUGACAAGCCCAACAGCGACGUCGAUGGAGCCGAUGAGGCAUUGGGGCUGUUUGCGAAGCGCACAGCCGAGUUAUCUCGCCAAAAGGCAUCUCUCCACCAUCUUCUUCCUUUUCCACCGGACGAGGCCUCCUUCGAGGUCGCUCCGGUGGCGCCUGAGGAGGCUGUUUAUUUUAAUCACGCCGAGGGCGGGCCGCGUUUGAAAGGCAGACGCCCAAGAAAGCCAACAAAAGGGGGGUCUGACGUCCCCAAGAGGCCGUCCUUGUACGCACACCCGACGUUGGCGCUUGAGAUGUUGGCGUUUGUGUGCAAACAGCAGCUCCGCCGGCUUGAUGAGAUGGGCACGCGAGCAGCGGAUGGGAGUGGGUCGUGGACCUUGGCGAACGGCUCCUCGCCGGAAUGGACGGAUUCGGCUGACUUUUCGCUUAUUUCUAACAUUCUGCGGCUGACGGACGACCUUUUCGCGGCGGGUGGUACCCCUCAGGCUUCUUUGGCGGCGCUUGUGCAGUGUUUGACCAAAUGUAGCUCGGGGGCGCUGGAUCUCAUACGUCCUGAGGAUCAGAUCGAGGUGCUGGAAUGGCUGCGGCAGCGUCAGGGCCGAGAGGAAAUCUGGCCUUGGAUGGAGGCCGUUGGCCACGACGACGACGCCUGCAAGAUUAAUAACCUUGAGGGGAGUCCGCGAAUUCGUGUGGGGCUUCCACGCUUCCGCCAGUGUGCGCCGAUGAACUUACGUCGAGGGCCACGGGCACCAGCCCUUCGGAAGGAAAACACCGCGCCGUCCUCCGCAGUGCUCGAUUCCGCGUUGUUGGUACCUCACUUAUGGGGCCUUCUUGACGAAGGUCAGCUUGUGCGGUUGGGCUACUUUUCCCGAGAAUCGGUCCAGAUCCUCUUUUAUAUGCUGAUCCACCAGGAGGCUGGAAUUGAUCGACGAUCGAUCGCCGACCUUUUGGAGGAUGUAUCCUCUUCCCUCGGGGUGAAGGCAGCGGCCGCGCUGGAUCGUGCGGCUUAUCGAGCAUCAAUUGAACAGCUCAUCCGGUGGAAUUUUCUGAAGAUGCAGGAGAUUGGAGAGUCGGUGUCUCUGAACAUUGGUGCUAGCCGAUUACGUGAAGCACUUAAGGAGAUCUUUUCACGGCAAGCAGAUUGGUGCGAAGACAUUCUUGGUAUCGAUCCAAAGGACUACAUGAGAAUGCGGAGCCUUAUUGGGUAA